Messenger RNA from Aspergillus ruber CBS 135680, 1763 nucleotides. Its product is annotated as PP2C family serine/threonine-protein phosphatase. Gene Ontology annotation, molecular function: cation binding; protein serine/threonine phosphatase activity. Gene Ontology annotation, biological process: protein dephosphorylation. The coding region runs from base 1 to 1347 and encodes 448 amino acids. The record is from RefSeq and is a predicted model, not a curated record. The transcript has 7 exons. NCBI's taxonomy places the organism in Eukaryota, Fungi, Ascomycota, Eurotiomycetes, Eurotiales, Aspergillaceae.
AUGGGUCAGACUCUAUCAGAGCCAGUGGUUGAGAAGACUUCCUCCGAGGGUCAGGAUGAAUGCUGUAUCUACGGUGUCUCAGCUAUGCAGGGCUGGCGAAUCAGCAUGGAGGACGCCCACGCUGCCGUGCUAGACCUCCAGGCAAAAUACACAGAGAAUACCGACAAACCGACCGACCCCGCCAAGCGACUGGCCUUCUUCGGUGUAUAUGAUGGUCAUGGUGGAGACAAGGUGGCAUUGUUUGCUGGGGAUAAUGUCCACAAGAUUGUCUCGAAGCAGGACUCGUUCGCUAAAGGCGACAUCGAACAAGCGCUGAAGGACGGCUUCUUGGCCACGGAUCGGGCGAUCUUGGAAGACCCGAAAUACGAGGAAGAAGUAUCCGGCUGCACAGCUGCAGUCAGCGUCAUCUCGAAGCAUAAGAUUUGGGUGGGCAAUGCAGGUGAUUCGCGCUCGGUUUUGGGUGUCAAGGGCCGCGCAAAGCCCCUCUCGUUCGACCACAAACCACAGAACGAAGGCGAGAAGGCUCGUAUCAGCGCUGCGGGUGGCUUCGUCGACUUUGGCCGUGUCAACGGCAACCUGGCCUUGUCUCGGGCCAUUGGUGAUUUUGAAUUCAAGAAAAGCGCCGAAUUGUCACCAGAACAGCAAAUCGUGACCGCUUAUCCCGAUGUGACCGUCCACGAACUCAGCGAUGAUGAUGAAUUCCUCGUGAUUGCAUGCGACGGAAUCUGGGAUUGUCAAUCUUCUCAACAAGUCAUCGAAUUUGUCCGGAGAGGUAUUGCCGCCAAGCAGGAUCUCCAUCGCAUCUGCGAGAACAUGAUGGACAAUUGUCUCGCGUCAAACAGUGAAACCGGUGGUGUCGGAUGCGACAAUAUGACCAUGGUAAUUGUCGGCCUUUUGAACGGCAGGACUAAGGACGAAUGGUACAGCCAGAUUGCAGAGCGGGUUGCGAACGGGGAUGGCCCUUGUGCGCCGCCUGAGUACGCUGAAUUUCGUGGCCCUCGCAAUCGGAACCGAUUCGUGGCAAACCCGGACGACUAUGAAAUGGACCUUGACCGAUCCCGUGGACUCAGUGGCCUCCGCUCGGGCCGGAUCAUCGUCCUUGGAGAUGGAACCGAGGUGAUUCCCGACCAGAGCGAGGAGUUGUUCGAGCAAGCCGAGGAAGAUCAGGAAGAGCCUUCGACUACCGGCCAGGCGCAAAGUGAAUCCCCCGACACCACCCGGAACGAUCGCGAAGAUACCCCUGGGCCCCAGGCUAAGAGUGAAAGUGGUUCGGCCAAUAUAUCGGAAUCUCCUGCUUCCACGACGGCGAACAACAAUACCAGCGGGGCAGAGAAGAAGUCCUCGUAGUUUGAUUGAUUGACCGUCCUCUUUAUUCUUUUGGCUUUUGACAACGAUACAUUGUGAUUUUACGACGUGUUUUAUUUCUUCUCUUAUUCCCCUCGUCAUUUUACCUUCAAUGUUAUGUACCCCCUUAUCUGUUCUUUUAUGUGAUAGUGAUGCGGCGGAACGGUGAGGAGUUUUAUUCCAUUUUCUUUUCAUUCUGGUCCCAUUUCUACGUCUUCUACUUCUCUGCUAUUGCUGGAGACCAUGGGGAUCAGAGGGUUUUACCAUAUAGGAUAGCGAUGGAACCCAACCGCGAGCGGUGAGCCUCGACGGGAAUGCGCCUUGGGGGUUUAUGCUUUGAUAUACAAGAUACCGCAGAAAACGUCGACUUUGAUAUAUUCAUUCUUUUCCGGGGGGAAGAGGGAGGGGGGAUGUAUGGA